Ficedula albicollis (Collared flycatcher) is the source of this 1572-nucleotide messenger RNA. Its product is annotated as retinoic acid-induced protein 3. The coding region runs from base 137 to 1198 and encodes 353 amino acids. Gene Ontology annotation, molecular function: G protein-coupled receptor activity; protein kinase activator activity. The record is from RefSeq and is a predicted model, not a curated record. NCBI's taxonomy places the organism in Eukaryota, Metazoa, Chordata, Aves, Passeriformes, Muscicapidae. The transcript has 4 exons. Gene Ontology annotation, biological process: G protein-coupled receptor signaling pathway. Gene Ontology annotation, cellular component: signaling receptor complex; plasma membrane; intracellular membrane-bounded organelle.
CAGCGGCGGGCGCGGAGCUGCUGUGGGCCGGGACGCUGCUGGGCUGGAAAAGUGCCUCUCCCAGACGGAGCCGCCCUGCUGCCUUCGCCAGGUGGAGCCAGGAAGCUUUGGAGAGGGUGUUCAGGAAGGCGAGAGGAUGACAACGUCACCGCCCCUAGGCUGCGGCAGCAUCGGUGCCGACUACUACCUGCUCUGUGACACGGAGAAGGCCUGGGGCAUUGUCCUGGAGUCGCUGGCUGCAGCAGGCAUCCUCAUCACCAUUUUCCUCAUCUGCUCGCUCUUCUUCCUCAUCUGCAAAGUCCAAGACAACAGCAAGCGGCACAUGAUCUCCGUCUAUUUCUUCUUCCUUUUGGGCACACUCGGCGUUUUCGGUCUCACUUUUGCCUUCAUCAUUAAACUCAAUGACAGGACUCGUCCCACUCGCUUCUUCCUGUUUGGAGUCAUCUUUGCUCUCUGCUUCUCGUGCCUCCUCACCCAUGCCUGCAACCUCAACAAACUAGUGAGAGGAAGAAAGCCCUUCUCCUGGCGGGUGCUGCUGCUCUUCCUUGUUUCCUUUGCCCUGGUACAAGUUGUGAUCAGCAUCGAGUACUUAGUCACCAUGUUAGUAAACCAGAGAAAUGAAUUCCUGAAUAUGACUCGGGAGAAUACCAACAAGGACUUUGUCAUGCUUCUGAUCUACGUGCUCUUCCUGAUGGCUCUGACCUUCUUGGUUUCCAUGUUCACAUUCUGUGGGCCAUACAAAAGCUGGAAGAGGCAUGGGGCGCACAUCUUUGUCACUGUCCUGUUCUCCAUUGCCAUUUGGGUAGUCUGGAUCACCAUGCUCAUAAGAGGCAACACGGAUUUAGGCAAAGAAAUGUGGGAUGAUCCUGUUGUGGCCAUUGCUCUGGUGUCCAAUGGCUGGAUUUUCCUGAUAAUGUACAUUGUCCCUGAAAUUUGUUUCCUCACUGCUCCUCUGAAGCUAGAGGACUACCCUCCAGAAAAUGACUUCUGCCAACCCAAGUUCAUAAAGCAGGCAACUGGAGUGGACAACCGUGCCUACACCCAAGAUGAAAUUGUGCAAGGAAACCCCAACUACUCCCCGUAUGCUUCUCACUUUCAGAUGAAGGCCAUCGAACCCCAGAAUGAUUUCUCCAUCCCUCGCCCCAAGGCCCGGACAAGCCCAUACCAUGACUACACUGGUGGGAAAAGCCCCAUGUAGCAGCUCCACAGUCAGCAGAGACUAAGUGCCCCUCAGCAGAGGCAUGGGGAAUGGGCCACGUGGUGACAAGUGAGGUGACCCUGCAGAAGAGUGAACCCACAGCAGCAAAAAUGGAGAGGGAUCCUCUUUCCCACCCACAGGCAUCUUUGUAGCUCCCUGUUAUUCUUCAGACAUAGCCCUCAGACACAGCCCUGGCCAUCCUGUCCCUGCUCACUCUGUCUCCAUGGAAUGGAGCUUCUCUCUCUGAUGGAAGAGCAUCCUGGCUCAUUUUUGGCAGGAAUGCUGGAGAAGCAGGAAGAGCAUCAGCUGGGUCUGUGACAGGCUUUUCCCCAACAGGACCUGCUUUAAUCAGCUCAUGGGGGUGCCUGCACCCC